Messenger RNA from Fundulus heteroclitus (mummichog), 2024 nucleotides. Its product is annotated as cystathionine gamma-lyase. The record is from RefSeq and is a predicted model, not a curated record. Gene Ontology annotation, molecular function: pyridoxal phosphate binding; cystathionine gamma-lyase activity. Gene Ontology annotation, biological process: transsulfuration. The coding region runs from base 77 to 1303 and encodes 408 amino acids. Gene Ontology annotation, cellular component: cytoplasm. The transcript is spliced from 12 exons. NCBI's taxonomy places the organism in Eukaryota, Metazoa, Chordata, Actinopteri, Cyprinodontiformes, Fundulidae.
CCUCUUACCAUUAAAGCCGUAAUACGCCCUCAUCCUCAGAACGGAGCGUCAGGCCGAUUCACAGGAGCGCAGAGCCAUGGCCCAAGCGAACAAACAGGAAGCCGGCGAUGUGUUCGCCGGCUUCCGCACGGCUUUCAAGUCGUUCGCCACAGACGCCAUCCACAUCGGCCAGGAGCCGGAACAGUGGACGUCGAUGGCCGUGGUGCCGCCGAUUUCCCUGUCUACCACCUUCAAACAGCAGUCCCCGGGGAACCACGCUGGCUUUGAGUACAGUCGGAGCGGAAACCCGACCAGGAACUGUCUGGAGAAGGCUGUGGCCGCGCUGGAUGGAGCAAAACACUGCCUUGCCUUUGCCUCAGGACUGGCAGCCACAGUCGCCAUCACCCACAUGCUGAAGAAAGGAGACGGGAUCGUCUGCAUGGACGAUGUGUACGGAGGCACCAACCGAUACUUCCAAAGAGUCGCCGCCGGGUUUGGGCUGGAGACGACUUUCGCUGACUGUACGAAACUAGAGCUGCUGAAAGCUGCUCUGAAGCCCAACACCAAACUGGUGUGGCUGGAGACGCCAACCAACCCCACCAUGAAGGUGGUGGACAUCAAGGCCUGCUCCGAGCUGGUGCACGAGCACAGCAAAGACAUCGUAGUGGUCGUCGACAACACCUUCAUGUCUGCGUAUUUCCAGCGCCCCUUGGCUUUGGGAGCUGAUAUCUGCAUGUACUCGGCCACCAAAUACAUGAACGGUCACAGUGACGUAGUGAUGGGUCUGGUGUCUGUAAACAGGGAGGAUCUGAACGAACGGCUGAGGUUUCUGCAAAAUGCCAUCGGCGGCGUUCCCUCUCCCUUCGACUGCUACCUGUGUAACCGCGGGCUGAAGACCCUACACCUGCGCAUGGAGCAGCACUUUAAAAACGGCAUGGCUGCCGCUAAGUUUCUGGAGGCGGAUCCCAGAGUGGAGCGAGUCAUUUUCCCAGGCCUCCCCUCCCACCCACAGUACGAGGUGAUGAAGAAACAAUGCACCGGGUGCCCAGGGAUGAUCACCUUCUACAUUAAAGGCAAACUCGAGCACGCCACCGCCUUCCUCAGCAACCUUAAAAUGUUUGCAGUCGCAGAGAGCCUCGGUGGUUAUGAAAGUUUAGCAGAACAUCCGGCGAUCAUGACCCACGCGUCAGUGCCAGAGAAGGAGAGGGCCGUUCUGGGCAUCAGCGACACACUGAUACGGCUCUCGGUGGGACUGGAGGACGCGGCCGACAUCAUCGAAGACCUUGACCAGGCACUGAACGCUGCUCAUCCAAAGAAGAACUGAAACAUCUCCUUGGCGUCCUUGAGGCCGGGGUUGUCGUAGUAGCGAUGCUCGGACGUACCCGCACCACCGAAACCCGAUGGCGAUCAACACAUGGUACCCUUUGGUUCCACCGUUCAGGGAGCAAAAUGUGCUGAAAUCAGUACCAGUGAUACUGUUUUCUGUGAAUAAUCAUCAAAUUUUUACAUGAUAAUCUUUUAAUGCCUUUACUUUAGCAUCACUUGUAAGCUUAUUUAUCUAAUGCCAGUUUUGCUUUGUUUACGUUUUUGUGUUUUCCUUUUUUUUUUUUUUUUUUUAAGCUUUAUAAAAGGGAAAAGUCCCCCUUAGACACAAUUUUACGGUUUUAAGUAUCUUAACUCCAAAAACUGUGCAUUUACAAGUGAGAUCUGAAUUAAAGUGGGUUUUAUAAUGACAACUUUGGGGGGGGGGACUUGUGUGUGAAAUGCUGAGUUUUUGCUGCCACCUAGUGAUCAAAGGUUAAACGUUUUACGCUCCUGCUGGUUCCUAAAGUAUAAAUGUUGGGUGAAUACAAGGAAAAAAAUAGUUUCUCAAUACAGAGUUAUCGUGAAUGUUUUUUUUUUUUUUAGAGAUGCAACAGCAGGAGUUGCUCUCGCAGUUGAACAUAGAAAGCAACAUUCUCCACCAGGUCGAGACUCUUGUUUUGUUUUUAUUCGCUCCUCAAUGGUAUAUUGUGGAAAAUCAAUUAAAAGCUGUUUGAAACUGA